Messenger RNA from Diorhabda sublineata, 4405 nucleotides. RefSeq lists its product as uncharacterized. NCBI's taxonomy places the organism in Eukaryota, Metazoa, Arthropoda, Insecta, Coleoptera, Chrysomelidae. Gene Ontology annotation, biological process: double-strand break repair via homologous recombination; regulation of DNA-templated transcription. The transcript has 9 exons. The record is from RefSeq and is a predicted model, not a curated record. Gene Ontology annotation, cellular component: nucleus. The coding region runs from base 111 to 4355 and encodes 1414 amino acids.
ACUUCAAUGUUUAUUGGUUAUGUGUUAUUGUUAUAAAUAUUGAAAUAGAAGUUUAAGAAAAGGUUUAAAACGACAAUAGAGGUUCGGAAAACGGUUUAAAACACAAUAAAAUGGGAGAUUUAGUUGAUAAAUCGAUAAAUCAGAUAGAAAUUGAGAGACCAUUAUCGCCUAUAUUACAUUCAGUUGAAAAAAGGAAAGGUUUUAGUGGUAAAAGUCGAAGACUAAGUCGUACGAAUAAAUUGUUUAAUAUUAAUAAAAACGAAGCAGUUGGAGAAGAUAAACGCAGUGAGAUGUUGAAUGAUUUAAAGGAGGAUAGUUUUAGUGUGGAUACAAUUGAAGAUGAAGAUUUAAUAGCUUGUUUAAAUAGAUUAGAAGAAGUUGAAUUCAAUAGGGAAAUUGUCUAUAAAAGUUUAGUUGCUAGUGAUAGUGAUACGUGUUUUAAAAAACCGAAUUCUCCUGCUCCUAAAACGCCCAAGAGAACGAAAAAUGGUGUAAAACAAGAACCGGUAAGUCUUGAAAUUGAUAAUAUAAGAAAACAAAUUUCUAAGACGAAUUUUCGUACUGCAAGUGAUAAAAAUAUCGAAAUAAACUUGGAGAUGGUAGAAAAACAUUCGAAACUUUUCGAUGAUAUACUCAAUUGUAGUCAAAAUGAGAUUAGUAGGGAAAAUAAGUUCAAUUUUUUAAAGAAAACGCAGUACCAUGGUUUUAAGGGUUUUGAUUGCCAAGAUUUUGAUAAAUCUGAACGUAUAAAAAAUAAAUUUUGUAAUAGCGUUUUAAUUAGAAAAAAUAAAAUCGAUUCGGUGACAAAAAUGAACGAUUCCGUUAAUUUUUUACGAGGGGCAGUUGAAAAUAUCGAUAAAUUCGAUACAAAACGUGUUUCUGUUAAACAAAAAUCGAGUUUUUCGGAUUCGGGUACUAAUAAGAGGAUUAAAAUGGAUUUAAGUCAAUUUUCCGAUGAAAAAAUGGCAUUAAAAACGGAUUAUUCGAUUGAAAAUCGAAAUAUCGAACAUAAUACGAUAAAUAUCGAACCGCCUCGACAUUUCGUACGUAAAAAAGAAGAUUUGUUACCCGUAUCGAAGAAAAGUAAUGGCGUUAAGGAAAAAUUGAAAUAUUUCGACGAUUUAAUAGGCGAUAAUGAUGAUUUUAUUCGUGAAUCGGUUUCGAACGCUUCGAAUUUUAGAAAAAAAUUAAAUUUUUCCGAUAAUUUAUUAAAAAAAAACGAUUUUACAUUGGGAACGUUCGCCAGCGCUUCAGGGAAAUCGUUACAACAGUCUAAUUUGGCUUUAAAUAGAAGCAAUAGUAUUUUCGAUGAAGAAAAAACCGGUUUACCAACCCACGGGCAAUUUUCGAACCAUCCCGGUAUCAAAUUCACCGAGAUUACAACCCCAAGAACGUAUUCGAACGAUCCCGUUAUGAAGAACGACGAAAAAACCGGUUUUACGACCCCUGGGAAGUUUUCGAACGACCCCGGUAUUAAUAACAACGAAAAAACCGAUUUUUCAUUGGGAACGUUCACCAGCGCUUCCGGAAAAUCAUUACAACUGUCAAAUUGGGCUUUAAACAGAGCCAAUAGCAUUUUCGAUGAUAUUCUUCAAGAAAAAACCGGUUUUGGGAAGUUAUCGAACGACCCCGGUAUCAAAAAUAAGGAAAACACCGAUUUUACAACGCCAGGAACGUUUUCGAACGACCCCAGCAUGAAGAACGACGAAAAAAAUGGUUUCACAACUCCCGAGAAGUUUUCGAACGACCCCGGUAUAAAAAUCAACGGAAAAGACGAUUUUUCAUUGGGAACGUUCACUAGCGCUUCCGGAAAAUCAUUACAACCGUCAAAUUGGGCUUUAAACAGAGCCAAUAGCAUUUUCGAUGAUAUUCUUCAAGAAAAAACCGGUUUUGGGAAGUUAUCGAACGAUCCCUUUAUCAAAAAUAACGAUAAAACCGAUUUCACAACCCGAGGAAAGUCUUCGAAUCUCCCUGGUAUAAAUAAAAACGAAAAAACCGCUUUUACUACUCCGUGGAAGUAUUCGAACGCCACCGGUAUAAAAAAAACGGAUUUUACAACACCAAGGAAGUAUUCGAACGACCCCGGUAUAAAUAUAAAUGGGAAUAAUGAUUUUACGACUCCCGGGAAAUGUUCGAACGACUAUAAAACUUUAGUGAAUUAUUCGAACGGCCCCGGUAUAACGAAAACUAAAAGAAAACUCGGUAUAUCGUGUUUAAAACAAAUACCGAUAGAAAAUAACAAAUUGAGAAAAGCCAGUUUGAUUUUCGACGAAGAUCUCGUUGGAAUUUCCCCGAUUAAACCAAUAAUUAAAAAUCAUUCCACCCCUGUACGUUUACCCGAAACAACUACUACCGAACCGAUUAGUAAUCGAAAAGAAAAAUCGAUCAAUUCGAACGAUUUACCCAACGAAAUAACAUUCGACUCGAUGGAAACGAUGACUGAUUACGAAGACGAAGUUAGACGUUUAGAAGUGAGGUUAUGUAUUGCGAAAACGAGAAAGGACGCGAUGGAUUUUUCGAAAAAAGAAAAACUAGACUGUGAUAAAAAACCGAUCGAGGGUGUAUUAUAUCGAGCUAAAAAAAUAGCGAACAGAAAAUGUUUAAACUCGUACGUGAAUAACGAAAAACCGGGUGAUGAAAUCGAUGAUAGAUUAUCGUGUAUAACUCCCCAGAAUGCCGUAAAUAUCCAUUUCAAACAUUUCGAAGCUAUAGCUCGUACUAGCGAUGGGGCUGUAAUUGUACCUAAUAAUAAAGAUUUGAUUGGUUUAUAUGAAAUAGAAAUCGGUUUCAAAGCCAUGCCUGGUGUAGAUCCUCGUUUAUUACGUAAAAAUUGGGUUCGAAAUCACUACAAAUGGAUAAUUUGGAAAUUGGCUAGUUACGAACGAAAUUUUCCACGAUAUUUCGAAAGAUCGUUAACAAUCGAUCAAGUUAUACAGCAAUUGAAAUACAGGUACGAUCGAGAAAUCGAUAAAGCGGAAAGGUCGGUUAUAAGGCGGAUAUUGGAGAAGGAUGACGCGCCUCAAAAACGAAUGAUUUUGUGCGUUUCCGGUAUAAAUCGAUUGGGGUUUAACGUAUUCGAUUUGGAAUUAACGGACGGUUGGUACGGUGUAAAAACCGUCGUAGACGAACCGUUGUGUUACCAGAUUUCGAAUAAAAAUAUAAAAGUGGGGUGUAAAUUGUUAAUUUGCGGGGCGGAAUUGAUUAAUUGCGAGGGGUGCCAUCCUUUGGAGGUAACGGAAUCGACGUAUUUAAAAAUAAAUUUUAAUAAUACGAGGAGAGCCGUUUGGCAUUCUCGUUUGGGUUAUCAAAAAAAUCCGAGUCCGAUUCCGAUAUCGAUACGUUCCAUCCACCAUGCCGGGGGUGCGGUGGCUAGAAUCGAUAUAUGCAUAGCCAGAUGUUACCCCUUUCGUUAUUUGGAUAAAACCGGCUCGAAAUCGACGUGGCUCAACGAAAGAGCCGAGGAGAGGCGAGCCCGACAAUUGGAUAUCGAAAAAUACAAACAAUUUGAACGAUUCGAACGAAAAUUGGAUACGGGGGGAGGAGAAAACGACGAAAAAAUGAGAGAAGAAAUGGAAAAAUUGAAAUUUUCUCGUAGGGAAUCGCAUCCGGUAAAGAAAUUGCUCGUCGUGGAUUUGAACGGUAGCCCGAUGGAGGCUUUUAAUCUGUUCGUUUGGAAACCGGACGAGGAUCUCGUACAAUCGUUGAAGGAAAAUUCCUGUGCGAGCGUUUUCAACGUUUACCCGAAAACGAACGGCGAUUUACAUACCGGCAUUAAAACGAUGUUCGAAACGAAAUCGAACGCGUACAAUCGAUUAGACGAUAGAUUUAAAAGAAAAUUAAUCCGAAUAAUCGAUUUAAACGAUUCGAAAUUCUCGAAUUAUUUCAACGAAUUCGAUACCGUAGGCGUAGUCGUUCGAAUACGAAUCGAUAGUAACGAACAAGAAAUAUGGUUGAGCGAUUAUACCGGGAGGUUGUUGUUGAUAAGGGUAUCGGAGGGACCGGAAACGUGUCUGCUGUUGGAUAAUUUGAAAAGGGGGCAGGUCGUUUCCGUUGCUAAUUUGAUUUAUAAAGGUUUUUUGGAAAAAUUCGAAUUGAUCAAAGCGGUUGCUAAUCAUUUUACGAUGUUUUCUUCCAACCCCAAAUCGGGGCACCUUCGGGAGGGUUUGGAGGAUCUCGGAAAGGAUUUGCCGGUGGAUUUGGAGGGUUUGUUGAGAGGCUGUGAUAGAGAAAUUGGAUUUUUUCAAUCUAAAGCGAAUGGGGUUAACGAUAGCGACGAAGAUUCGACUUUUAUUUCGUCUAGAAUCACCAGUACCGAUAUAGCUCUGUCUUUAAUAGAUCUGGAUAAAUUUAUUUGAUUUGUUAUUUUGCAUAUUCCGAAAAAAAAAUAAAUAUUCAUGCGUUAUUA